AAGCCACUAAGUCUCAGAUGCACAACUUUCAAGAGGUGUCUCUUAAAGGUCUUGCCACCAAAGCUUUUUGUUAUGUGGUAUUUGUGUUGCACACUUUUUGUCUUUACAAGAAACUCAGAUUAUUAACAGAAUAAGACAGCAGAGCAAGUGAGUUUGAGGAAGUCAGUUUUCACUCUUCUCAGUUUCACUGUAUCUGAUGUCUCAAUAAUUCAGAAAGCUUCUGAACAUGAACAUCUUUCGAGGGUCCUGCUGCUCUAUUUUUGGAGUUAUUUUGUUUUUCCUUCUUCGAGGGUCAUGUGGUGAUUCAAAGGCUGUGAACAUUGAACAUAAAGCUGUUGGGAGCUCCCUGCAUCUAAUGCUUGAUCAUCCAAAAGAAAAUUAUACUCUGGUACAAUGGAAAUUAAAUGAGACAGUCUUUGCGGAGUAUUAUGAAAGUAAUCUUAAAAUCUUGACCCCUAAAUUAUUUGCCAGAAGGUUAAGGAUGAAUCUGAGUGAUCUUAGUUUAACAGUAGAAGAACUUAAAUUCCAGGAUUCUGGAAUCUUCUCCAUUGUUGCAGAAGGACACCAUACACAAUAUGAAACAAAAUGUAUUGUGCUACAUGUGCAUGAUCUCAUCAGAGAUGUACAGAUUAAGUCCAAUUCUACCUGGCAGCAGUCAAAAAACAUGUGCACAUUUCAUCUUCAGUGUCUGGUCCUUGGUGAUAGGAAUCCAUCCUACAGCUGGAGUGGACUUUAUGUCGGCAGUGAACAAUACCUACAAUUCAGUCUCAAUCCAGAAGUGAGCAACACGUUCAACUGCACAGCCAAUAACAGUGUCAGCAUCAAGACUGCAACCAUGAAUGUGAAGUGCAGCGAGGAGUCUAUAUCAAACAUUACAGGUUUACCUCAGUACUUGCUAAUUGCAGUAGGAACUGGAAUUAUGGGAACUGUUAUCCUUAGUGGAAUCACAGCAGCAUACUGCAGGUGGAGACAUAAAGGAAUAGGGGACAGCGAGGAAGGAAUAACAGUGUACGAAGACGUGAAACCUGGUGGCACUGCUGAGAAAGUGAAACGAUCAGAAAGCAUUGUGAAUGGGAUGUCCAUUUAUGAAACCGUGGAUGACACAAAAGUCAUAUCAAACAUGCACUGAGAAUGGUGUACAAGCCCCUAAAGGCCCCAGCAUUCUCAUGGAGAAGUUCUUCAUUCUUUGCUCAGAGCCAAAAAGAAGUUGAAACAACAGCUGAGCAGCGGUAUACUGUUUGCGAACAUUCAGACACCGGCCACGAAGCUGUGGGAGGCAUUUAGAGGAGAAUUUAAAUAUGAGGACACACAAGACUAUAUGUUAAACCUUAACUAAUGUGACAUUAAAAUAUGUUAUUACUAAUUCUAUGAGUAGAAUUCACACUAUCAGUAAAAGAUGCUAUUUUAACCACUCAAUGAUUUAAAGUGAUAUAUGCAGUAGAUACACGUUAUACGCAGCCAUAUAUGCACAAUUUACAUUCUGCUAUUGUAAUUUACGAUGACACUGAUACUACUGCAAAGGUGGGUGUAUAAAUGGGAGUGUUAAUGGGCAGAAUACAGACAAAAGAAUGAUGAGGCAUAUCUCACUUUGGGCGGAUUUGUGAAUGGCUUUCGGCUGCAGACGGCACAUGAUUGAAGCAGCAUCAAACAACGGAGUGAAUGGGCACUUAGAGUAUUGAAUAGAUUUAAUUCCUUUCUUUGGAAAAUGUCUCUACGCGAAUGAUAGUACCCCUGCUGUAGCUCCGCUGAAAAGACCAGCUAAACCAGCAUGCAAUUCCCAUGCUGGUCCAGGAUGGUUGGGUGCUGAUUAGUGCUGGUCUAGCUGGUGGACCAGCAAAGCCAUGCUUUUCACCAGCAAAACCUAGCUGAUUAAGCUGGUCAACCAGCAUCGUCUUUCAGAUGAAGCUGGUUAAGCUAGUUUAAAAGCCUGGUGGGGACACCAGUGCAAUAUUCCCUGCAGUUUGCACCAGCUCGAUUAUAACUCUGUACACUGGUGUUUUCAUAUUGACUGAGCUCUAGGUCACACCUACGAUGAUAUGGACCAAUAGCAGUAAGGUGUUUACAUAUAAAUGUAUGCAUUUGGCAAACACUUUUCUACAAAGUGACUUCAAGGUAUACAUUUUAUUAGUUUGUGUGUUCCCUGGGAAUCGCACCCAUGAUCUUAGCAUCAGUAGUGCAUGCUCUACCAGUUGAAGUACAGGAACAGGUGUUUAGCAGCCAUUCCAAAGUUUCCUAAAAGUUUGUUCUGGUGAGCUGUUAUGAACCACCGAAACUAACUCAAAAACACCUUUGUUUUUGGCCAGAUUUUGCUGGGGCCUUAAGCCUAACCCUAAAACUUGCUUAGUUGAUGUUGUUCCAGGACAAACAAGGAUACUGAUCCAGGAAUAUGUCUUACCUGGCAAAAUCACAGUUAUUUUAGUUAGUAGAGCAGAUCUGUGUGAAUGGUGACAGCAAAAGCCCACGUCACAUGCUUGGAGAAGUUGCAAUGACAGUAAUGUUAAAAAAAAAACAUUCUGGUAAUCUGAUAGUACCUCCCUACUCCCUCUACAGCCUCAAACACUUUAUGACAAAAUCAACUAUGAGCGUCACCCUGCUGUUGGCCCAAGCACUUCCUCUCCCUACUAGGAUGUCCUGUGAGUUAGACACAGACAGACUGUUCAUGCUUCGUUUCGAGCUCACACCUCUGGAUCUGUUUAACCGUCUUUACAUAUUUUCCAUAUGUAUUCCAUAUGGGCUGAAUGUGGUGGCCUUUGAACUCUGUGAUUGAACCCUUGCAUUAAAUGUAUGUUGUAUUAAAUGUAUCAUGUUCAAACACUGUAUGGUGUAUAACUUUCUUUGCAACAAGUGGAAAUUGCAGUGCACAGUCCGAUAAAAGAUUCAACAGCCCAAGAACAGUUAAUCAAUGUACUAAUCUCAGUAUUAUUGUGUGAAUACAUAUUUUGAGUACUGUAUUUUCUUUUGAAAAAAUACUUGAAAAGAGAAGCCAUUCACUCACACCCUGCAAUUGACGUUUGUAUGACUAGUGAAUCAGCACUAAUGGGUGAAGAGAAAAAAUGCCUUGAACUGAGUCUGUAUCCAUCUCAUUCAUUUAUGGUAUUUAAACACUGAACAUGUUUAACGUUGAAUGUAGGAGAAAUAAAUGAUUAUUUAUGACAUAUUGUAACUCAUCCAAGCAGCUACUCAGGUGACAGCAAAACAGUCAAAAGCAUAAAGAAUACCCCUUUCACUGGGGUUGGUAUUAUAAGCAGAGACUAUUUAGCCUGAGACGAAGCACUUGUAUUCAAAUUAAUGGGAGAAAUUGGAACAUUUAAUGUAGAACAGGAAGUCCUGCCUUACAGGAAAAAGAGCCAAUCACCUUUUAGAUACAGACAUCGCCUGUCAGUCAACUCGAGAGUGUGCAUGCACAUUAGCUUGACUAGCCUGAUAAAUGCCUUUUAUUAGCUUGAUCUGAGCUAAAGAAGCACAGUUUAUGAUACCAUUGUUGUCAGAUUUUAUUGCUGAUUUGAAAAUGUAUACAGGAGCUGUACUUUUUUUACUUGUGUAUCCAUUGAAAAUAGCUGUCCGGGAGCAUUCCCAAGAUGGCCUCUGAGUAGACUGAUUUGCCUUGCAACUGACUUUUUUACAAGCCAGUUAACUUAUGGCUAAAUUUCCCUUUCUACGAAUAUCUAGAGUAACCAUUUCUAGCUGAACUGGUUUCCUGUGAUGCAGAGCAAAGAUUUUAUAAUAGAGCUCCAUUAGAAUCUUGCUGCUUUUACGUCAUUGUCAAAUGUUUACUGAUUGGUCACUAAAUUUGCCCAAAAAACAUUGUUUCUAUUACCAUCCCCUCAUCUGUUUCUGAGUUGAUUAGUAUAUCUACACACAAUAUGGCUAAAAAUAUUUGGAAACCUGAACACCACACUCAUAUGUGCUUGAACAUUUAAUUUCAAAUUCAAUGGCAAUAAUCACUCCGUUUGCUGCUAUAACAGCUAUCACUCUUAUGGGAAAGCCCUCCGCUAGAUAUUGGAAUAUGGCUGAGGGAAUUUGCUCAUUGCCCAUUCAGUCACAAGAGCAGUAGUGAUGUCAGUCACUGAUGUUGGGCAGUGGGACAGUUCUAGUUCAUACCAAAGGUGUUCAUCAGGGUUGCUCAGGUCUGGGUCUUGAGUAGGCUAGUUAAGUUCUUCUACACCAGACUCAGUAAAGCAUCUUUAUGGACCUCGCUUUAUGGAAUACAAACUAAGAUUUUUUAGAGGAAUAUCUCAGCUCUGUAGGUCCUUACAAUGCAAAGUCAAAACUUUGAAGCAGUAAGACUCCAAGCCAGGGAAAUUGUGUUUUUUUUGUGUGUGUGUGUGUAAUCUGAGGUAAAGAAGCACAAUUUAUGAUACCAGUGUUGUCAGAUUUUACUGCUGAUUUGAAAUCUGUUCUUUGAUUAUAAUCUUGACCAACUGUUUUGGAGAUAUCUUUCUUUCCCCAUUCAAGCAGGUAGGAGCUGCACUGUUGUGACUGGAAUAGCUUCCCGAGAGCAUUCCAAACAUGGCCGACAGUGGACUGACUUGCUAGAAAGACUUGCUCAGUGUACUGCUGCUUUCAAAGGACACAUCCUACCUAGCACCAGCCUUCGAAACAAGACAGCCUGUAAGUCCUUUUUUACUAUAAAUUCUCCUCCCUGCUAAGAGCGCUUAGGAGGUCUGUUUGAAGGUGGAGAUUUAUAAUAAAAAAGGACUUAAAUAUUGAUCUGUUUCUCACUGAAACCAAUCAUAUCGCUUCUGAAAACAUGGAUUUAUCCACUGGAGUUAUAUAGGAUUAUUUUUAUACUACCUUUAUAUGGUUUUUGAGCUUUAAAGUUUUGGACCCUGUAGACUUACAUUUUAUGGACCUACAGAGCUGAGAUAUUCUUCUAAAAAUCUUUGUUUGUGUUCAGCAGAAGAAAGAAAGUCAUACACAUCUGUAAUGGCAUGAGGGUGAGUAAAUAAUGGGAGAAUUUACCUUUUUGGAUGAACUAUUCCUUUAAGAUUUGUUCUCAUAGAAACUACUGGAACAGCCAAACCCGUAAAUUAGAAGGGGUGUACACAUAUUUUUAUAGUGUAAUUCAUCAGCCUGCCAGCUUGACCUUGAACCUUAAACACAUUGCAUGUUAUCACUACCUCCAUUUCCCGUCUUGCCUAUACUUUUCUUGCCUCUGGCAUUGUCCCAUUAGCCCUAAACUGCUGCUGGUAUUCCAAAUACUCAAGAAACCUUUAUCAGAGCU
This is a messenger RNA of Myxocyprinus asiaticus (Chinese sucker), 5224 nucleotides long. RefSeq lists its product as uncharacterized. Bases 227 to 1129 code for a protein of 300 amino acids. The transcript has 7 exons. The record is from RefSeq and is a predicted model, not a curated record. Lineage: Eukaryota; Metazoa; Chordata; Actinopteri; Cypriniformes; Catostomidae.